Molecule: messenger RNA, 763 nt
Organism: Chenopodium quinoa (quinoa)
Lineage: Eukaryota; Viridiplantae; Streptophyta; Magnoliopsida; Caryophyllales; Amaranthaceae
Product: mediator of RNA polymerase II transcription subunit 28-like
Exons: 3
Coding region: 62-511 (149 amino acids)
Biological process (GO): regulation of DNA-templated transcription
Cellular component (GO): mediator complex
Source: RefSeq, a predicted model, not a curated record
CACCUUUAAUAAAAAAAACAAGGUUUAAAAAGCCCCAAGAAAAACAUCUCCUUAGAAGCAAAUGGCGGACCAGCAAACAGUGGAUACUCCAUCGACGGGGACCCUACAAUCGCCGCCGCAACAACCACCGCAAACUCCGCCAUUUCAGGUGGGGAAGGAUGAAAUGUUACAGUGCGUCACCGCCUUAGAGGCUGCUCUCCUCCCCUGCUUACCCGCUCGUGAACUCCAAGCUAUUGAUCGUUCCCCUCAUCCUUCUCAUCAGAUUGAUGUGGAAAGACAUGCAAGAGACUUCAUGGAGGCUGCUAAAAGGCUUCAAUUGUAUUUUAUCAGUCUGCAACGUGAGGAGCAACCUACCAAGGCCGAAAUGCUUCAGAAGGAAAUUUCUGUCAUGGAAGAAGAGUUGAAUGUCAAAACAGAGCUUAUUAAGAAACAAGAACAGCUGAUUCAAGGAUGGAAGAAAGAGUUGAGAGAGCAACUUGACAAGCACAAGUCAGAGCUGGAGAAAGUUUAACUUACAGUAGUAGCUUUUCCAUCCUGACGUAACAUUAUUAGUUAAUACACUAAAAGAAAGCUAAUUGAAUUUGUAUCUCUUGAAGAUGGUUAGUGUUAGAAAAUUGCCUCUACUAGUUUCAACUUUUGAGUGGCAGCCAGAUUACAUACAUGUAACCCAGUAGUCUGUACUCUGUAGACCAUUCACUGAACGGUUUGGAGACCAUGACAGGUUCUAUUGUGGAAAACUCCCAAUACGAUUCAAACUUUCAAA